Molecule: messenger RNA, 906 nt
Organism: Chara braunii
Lineage: Eukaryota; Viridiplantae; Streptophyta; Charophyceae; Charales; Characeae
Source: the annotation of a GenBank genome assembly
GGGAAGAAGGGCGUGACAGGGGAGGAGGGGUGGGAGAAGAGUAUGGCAGAGGAUGACUAAGUGGCAGAGAGGAGGGGGAGGGGCAGAAGGGCAUGACAGGGAAGGGAGGGGAGCGGGAGAAGGGCAUGACAGGGGAGGAGGGUCGGAGAAGAAUAUAGCAGAGGGAUACGGGGAGCUGCAUCCACAUGAGGUGGGAGAAAAUGGGAAGGAGGAGGAGGAGGUCACAGAGGGACAGGCGGAGGGCAGGAGCUGGUAUAUGCGGCGGGCGGAGCGGCGGUGGCCAACCACUUGAGGAGGAGGAGGAGGAGAAAGGAGGAGGAGGAGGAUGAGGAGGAGGAGAAAGGAGGAGGAGGAGGAGAAGACAAGAAGACGAAAGGAGGAAGAGGAGGAGGAGGAGAAGAAGAAGAGGAGGAAAGGAGGAGGAGGAGCGGAAAAGAAGACGACGAAAGGAGGAGGGGAAGAAGAAGAAGAAGAAGAAGAAGAAGAAGAAGAAGAAGAGGAAGGAGGAGGUGGAGGCAGCUUCACCCCGAUGGCGCUAGCAGCUUCACGGGCAGCGACGACGUGGAUUGGUUCUUGACGGUGCAGCUCAAGUGGGAGUGACGAUGGAAGCUCGACAAGGAGGAGCAGCAACGACGGCGGGCUUGGAGAUGGCAGCUACGACGGGCGGGCUUCGUGACGGCAGCUUCGCAGUGGAGGAUACCACGUUCGAAUUCGAACGCGGUGUGGUAGGCCAGCAUGGGGGGAAACGAGGUCAUUUCUUGUGGCUGAUCACAGCCACCGGUCUUCGCAGGUCGGGUGCUGAGAUCAGUCGUCGAAGAAGCCCUUCCCCCGGUCUCACGUGGGCCUGAGUAGCCCUUCCCCCAGCCUCACGUGGGCCUGAGUUCGAAACAAAAUGUUUCGAAGUGU